GUCACAGUGGGAGCAGCCAUGGCAGACCUCGUCGUCGCUGUUCAGUCGACCCCCCGCGGCCUCUCGAAGGUCUCCAUGAUCUUUGCUGCCGGCACGGCUCUCUUCUCAGAUGGCUAUGCGAACAACGUCAUCGGAAGCGUGAAUACUCUGUUGAAGCAGAUCUAUGGCUCCGACGCCAUUGCUGCUCACAAUUACAGCCAGACGCUCAGCUCUCUCGCGUUUGCGGGCACGGUCGUCGGCAUGCUCACCUUUGGCUAUCUCUCCGAUAGAGUGGGCCGUAAAUUCGGAAUGAUGCUUGCUACCGGCAUUGUUGCUCUCUUCUCUGGUCUCUCUGCUGCCUCCUCAGGCGCACACCAUAGUCUGGGUGGUAUGCUCGCCAUGCUUAGUGCUUGCCGUUUCUUGCUCGGCAUUGGUAUUGGCGCAGAAUAUCCAUGUGGCUCCGUCGCAGCCUCCGAGCAAUCCGAGGAGGAAGGUAUCAGCAAACGUGCCCAGAACAGGUGGUUCGUCCUUGCCACCAACACCAUGAUCGAUUGGGGCUUCGUCGUCGGUGCCUUCGUCCCCCUCGUCCUUUUCUGGAUCUUCGGUAACAACCACCUCCGUGCCGUGUGGCGUCUUUCACUCGGCCUUGGUGUCGUCCCGGCCGUCCUUGUUUUCAUCUGGCGUCUCAAGAUGGUCGAGCCCACCAGAUUCAGGAGAGACUCGAUGAAGCGCGCUAAGAUUCCCUAUCUCUUGAUCAUUCGCCGUUAUUGGGUUAGCUUGCUUGCCAUCUGUUUGACGUGGUUCAUCUACGAUUUCAUUACAUAUCCAUUCGGAUUGUACUCUUCAACGGUCGUUGACACCAUCACCGGCGGCAGCUCGUCCCUUACAGUUGUCUUCGGCUGGAAUGUGGUCAUCAACUUGUUCUAUAUCCCAGGAACGAUGACCGGCGCAUUCGUCGUCGACUAUCUCGGACCCAAAUACACCAUGAUCACCGGCCUCUUGUUGCAAGCCAUCAUCGGUUUCAUCAUGAGUGGAUUGUAUACCAAGCUCGUGGACAACAUCGGCGCAUUUGCGGUUGUCUACGGUAUAUUCCUGUCAUUCGGCGAAUUCGGCCCCGGUAACUGCCUUGGUCUCCUCGCCUCCAAAUCGAGCCCUACCGCCGUUCGUGGUCAGUUCUACGGUAUCGCAGCGGCCAUGGGCAAGAUUGGUGCUUUCGUCGGUACUUGGGCCUUCCCUCCCAUGAUCGCAGCAUUUGGCGGAGCGGACAGCCCGAAGGGCAACACUGGACCCUUCUGGGUCGGCAGCGGCCUUGCCAUCUUGAGCGCCCUCAUAACCUUCUUCUUCAUCAGGCCUCUCUCUGCGGAUGGAAUGGCCAACGAAGAUCUCGCUUUCCGCGAAUACCUCGAAGCCCACGGCUGGGACACAUCGCAGAUGGGCAUCCUCCCCGAUAGUGCCGAAUCAUGGGUCGAGCCUACGAGCGACGGAUCACUCCAGGAGAAAGAAAAAGAAGCGAUCUCGGCUUAGAUUUUGGUCCCUUCUUUAUACCUUUUCUUCCUUACCCUCUUGUUCUCCCUGCUGGAUCCUUUGCAUGACAUGACCGUGGUUGAUGAUGUUGAUGAUGUUGUUGUGUUACUCGUGGGUCGUGUUGUUCGAUUCCAUUUCUGUGAUUUCGUUUGUCUUGUUGUUUUGCUGAGGAAGUCAUCAAUUUUAUCUUCUCCCCAUACCACCACGAUCACGAUAGACUCGACCGUCUUGUCUGCCAUACUUGUCAUAGCUGCUUCCUGCGUCGCACCGCACUUAGCUAGAGUUCACUACUCGUCGCACUCCGCAGUAAUUCAACCCUGG
Molecule: messenger RNA, 1824 nt
Organism: Stereum hirsutum FP-91666 SS1
Lineage: Eukaryota; Fungi; Basidiomycota; Agaricomycetes; Russulales; Stereaceae
Product: metabolite transporter
Exons: 23
Coding region: 19-1503 (494 amino acids)
Biological process (GO): carboxylic acid transport; transmembrane transport
Cellular component (GO): plasma membrane
Molecular function (GO): carboxylic acid transmembrane transporter activity
Source: RefSeq, a predicted model, not a curated record